Molecule: messenger RNA, 2060 nt
Organism: Penicillium brasilianum
Lineage: Eukaryota; Fungi; Ascomycota; Eurotiomycetes; Eurotiales; Aspergillaceae
Source: the annotation of a GenBank genome assembly
CUGUAUCGUCCGCGAGAGACUUCGAAAUGGCCACGAAGAAGUCGACCUCAGAGAAAAAGUCGCGUCCUUCUGUCCGCGCAGAGGAGCCUCUCAAGGACCAUGAGGAAGGUCUGACUCGAGAAGAAUUAAUUGGGCGCAUUCGAAAGGCCCGCGCCGCGAAGGCUGGAAUGGACUAUCAACUAUCGCGCCCCCAGCCCAGAAAGAAGGGUCCUCCGAAGCCGUCCAUCCCGUCAUUCGAUCCUAGCCUUCCUCCUGCCACUUUCCCAAGCCUUUCAACCAUUGGCCAGCCGAUACCUACCGGAACCAGAGAAGGACACUUACGUCGUGUCAAGGAAGACCGUGAGAGAUGCCUUCAAGGUCUUGAGCCUCUUCCUCGUGAAUCAUAUCACCCAAAACCAAUCAUCAGAAUCGGUGGUCAGAAUGAUGCAUUCAAAGCCAACGAGGCAGCAUUCCAGCAGUCUGCGAGUCAGAAGCCUCUGGAUGCCAGUACAUUCGAUGCCGAGUAUGAAGCACCCGAAGGAGUUCGUGUGGAUUGGAAAGCCAGAAACCUUGAGCUAGGCCAGAUCAUUAUGAGAAAUUUAGAAACCGUGGCCAGUGCAGGACCGAAAGAGUCAGCUGAUGCUAAUACUCGGAACCUUGCAAAUAGAUCGGAUAUGGACUUUUCGGACAGUACCGUUGAAACUCAGCCAAACCCUCCUGUUCCUACAUGGGAUGAUCUACACGAAUCACUCAGAGUGGAGAUCACGGACAACCUGCUGGAGCAAGGUAACUGGGAUUAUGCCAUGCAGAAGCUUGGCCUCACUCGAAAGCAACAGAAAAAGGCCGAAGAGUCCGCGAAGAGACGCCACAAAACGAUCGUUCGAGAGGACAAAGAACUGGGAAUCAUGAGAGAAAAGCAGCUCAGAUAUCUGCUGAGCGUGGAUCUCAGCCGGCGCAAACGUGGGCAGGACGAGCUCGUUCUAGGCAACAUUGCUGCCAGAUCUCAUCAGCAAAUCCUUGACGACCCAGAGCGACGCUUCAACUCGUGCAAAACUGGAGAUCUUCGCAAGGCUUGGCACUUUCUUCAGCAGCAUGGGCUACCACGGGGACUGGCUGGGAACUGGGGCAAUGGAGACAAAAGUAUGCAACCCAAAGAAAACAAUGAGCCUAUUGCCAAGCGAGUCAAGUGGAGCCAUCCUCUUGCGACUACCGAGGGGCGUUCAGUCAUGGCCAUGUAUGCCGGUUCUACAAAGCAGCGGUCUCUGGCUGAGAAGACAGCCGUUAUCAAUCAUGUCUGCCGAGGUAGCUCAAUCGCCGGGGCUGCUGAUACCGUGCACCCAAUGGAGACUUUGCAGCAACAUUGGCAAGACUGGGAGCAGCUCUUCACUGAGUCGGAUGAGAACCAAGCCCACCUUACUCAGGAGAGAAGAUUGCAGUUGGCCUUGGGCAAAGAUGGUGCGGCUGCUAUCACCGCUAAUCAGGAUGGGCCCGCGCUACCAGAGCCUGCCGUCACCCAAUACCGGUUUAAUCAGCGGAUCGAGCGAGCCAAGCUUGACGUUGAGGCCGAGAAGCGGGCUGCAGAGGCAAACCCUCUUCCUUUCACGGCCCGCGACAUCACGGAGAGAACCUGGGAGCAGAAGCUGGAGGCCCGGUACGAGAAGCUGGCCAACGAUUGUCAGAAGCUCUUCCUCAGCUAUGAAUCCCGCCCCGACAUCGAGUAUGAGGAGAACUCAGAACUCGACGAGAAGAGUUUGGAGGAGGUGCUGGUAGAGGCCAGCGAAUUUGAUGAGAACCUCCGGGCUCUCUUAGAGGAUGGGUCCAAUUCGCAGUCCCAGGACUCUCCUGUGAACAUGGAGUUUUCGUCUGCUUGCCAAAAUUGAACGGCAAAGGAAGCAGAAGUGAACGGCCAUGAGAGUAUCUGUUGAUUCGAAUCGUGUGCAAUUUUGCAGAUAACAUGGGUGACGAUAUGACUUCUGUCCAUCUACUUGUUACUGAUUUACAUGCGUUGAAUGUCCGGGAUCUAUCGGCUUUCCAUCCGAGGACAUGGUGGGCUCAUCACUCUGAAGGCUUGUUCAUCAAGG